GGGCGGUGGGCGGCCGCUCGGUGCGUCUUUAAAUGUGAAUCCGCAGAGCGACGGUUGGGCGGUUGGUCGGUGCGUGUUCGAGCUGAGGAGCGAUGAGCGGGAGGUGCUUCGGCUGCGCCUCAAAAUUCGGUCUGUUGAGGAAAGAGCUUGGGUGUAAGAACUGUGGCCAUGCGUACUGUUCAUCAUGCCUCAGUUACAGCACCCUGGUCCCUCGCUUAGGAAAUACACAACAGAAGGUCUGCAAACAGUGCUACGAAUCCCUCACAAGUGGUGGGAAACGGGAAAACCCAGCAAGGUGGUCUCCACCAGACAACUACAAAAGGAGAGUAGCUGCUCUGGAGGCUCGACAGCAGAAAGAGGCUGGGGCCAAGAAAGCAGAAACUCAGCCUCCGGCGCUCAGUAUUGGCGCUAGGUAUCGGGGGCUGUCGAAGGAGGACCGAGCAAUCGCUGAGCGGCUGGAGAAACUGAAAGAAGAAACCAAACCCAAAUCAAUACCUUCUGACCAGGACAUUGCAUUGCGACUGGCCUCGUUGAAGAAUGACCCUGUGCGACCCAUCCCCACCACUGCCGAGAUGCAGGACCGAUUGGCAGUGCUACAGGGCCAGAUCCCACCAUCGCAGGCCCCCAAACCUUCUUACCAGGCUCCUAAUAACAGGACUCAAACAGAACAGGUCAAUGACCUCUUUGAGCAGUUGUCAGAAGAAGUGGCCAUUGACUAUAAAUACAGCACUGGUUCCAGGGUUGAAGGCACCGCCGGUGCAUUGAAUGACCUGAAUAAAGGAAUCGAUCCUCGUCAUUUCAACAGUGGUACCGAUGAUAACGUUGAGCGUUUUGAGGAGGAGAGGAGCAACUUGCUGGAGCAGGCGGAGGCUGAGCAGGAGAAUGUCCGUCAGGAGCCGCUGUUGGCGAUGGCGAAGAGGCUGGCCACGCUGAGAGGGGAGGAUCCCAAUGCAGUUACUGUGGAUGACUGGAAACAUACCGGCCAGGAGAGCGAUGAAGAAAAUGAAGAACUAGCAAUCCAGAGGGUUCUGAAGCAGGUGACUGAAGAGGCAAACCUGGAUACAGUGUCUGGGUACAACAUCCCUGUGGAGCAGCCCAUGUCAGCCCAGCACCAGCCUGCAGGGAGGAAGGUACCGUUUGCAAAGUUACAAGCCCCAGCUGCGGUGCCAGUGGUCGAGGCAGCAUCAGCAGAUGAAGAGGAGCUCCCUUGGUGCUGUAUUUGCAAUAAUGAUGCUGUGCUGCGCUGCCAUGGCUGUGAUGGGGACCUGUAUUGUCAACGAUGCUUCAGAGAAGGACAUGACAAGUUUGAUAGGAAAGAACACCGAACAUCAAGCUACCGUCCACCAAACAAGAAGAAGUGAAGUACAGGAACCCGUAAACUCAGAUCCUGGAAUGAUUGGAAGCCAAGUUUACAUUCACUGCACUACAGUCGCUCUUCAUUCAGUUAACAGUGGGAGUUGACCAAAGUGAUGGGAUUGUGUCAUCUUUUAAUGCCCUUUAGCCAUAGAUGCCAGAUAUUUCUGUGACUUUCUCCAUAAGAGCUCCAAGAUGCCUUUUAAUUCUUCCCGUUUGCAGGUGGCCUUGGACGCUACAAAGCAGUAAUCCCUCUGUGUGCAUUUGGGUGUUUUGCCUUCAUGUUUGAUAUAUGCGUUGAACUGCACGUUGGACGAGGAGAGGUACGAUAUGCAGGGAAUGUGUCUUUUGACGUGCUGCAGGUUCAGGAAUUGUAUAAGGCUUCAACUUGAUCCAACUUUCUGUUAAUCAUAAUUUGGAUAUCUAAGGGCUUGAGGCUUUAGCUGUGCAAUGGUGUCAGUACCAAUCUGUGGCAAUCUUGUUGUAUAAAUGUUAACUUGGCGUGGUCUAAUUGGAAUGUAAUUAAUUCACUGGAAUUGACAUUUUUUUCCUAGUGUGAGAGGACAUUAACAAAUUACAUUUGUAUAGUGCCUUUCACAUUGGGAAGACAUCCCAAGACACUAAAGGCAAUUAUUUACAGGCUUAAUGAUCAAAAGGGGUUUGAUUUGUAAGAUGGAACUGGCCCCAAGAACCACAGAGCUUUACUUGUGUUUUUGUCCAUUUUAUUGUUGCCCAAAUCAAGGCUAUGGGUAAUCAGCUCGCCAGCCUCCAUUAACAGUGGAAAAUGUUAACGUCUGAAUAAAAUGUAUUAGUGAUGGGGACAUGAAGGCCGAGUGACGUUGUACUGAAAAUCUCUGUUUUUAGGGCUGGUUCCGCAUAAAUGUAGUUGAGAACGUGACACAAAUCAUUAGUAAAAAUCAUUAUAAUCCUUGGAAUAAAUGAUAAUACUUGCAUUUGA
Callorhinchus milii (elephant shark) is the source of this 2311-nucleotide messenger RNA. RefSeq names its product zinc finger, FYVE domain containing 19 (gene zfyve19). Gene Ontology annotation, cellular component: cleavage furrow; centrosome; midbody. The transcript has 11 exons. NCBI's taxonomy places the organism in Eukaryota, Metazoa, Chordata, Chondrichthyes, Chimaeriformes, Callorhinchidae. Gene Ontology annotation, biological process: abscission; mitotic cytokinesis checkpoint signaling. Bases 93 to 1361 code for a protein of 422 amino acids. Gene Ontology annotation, molecular function: metal ion binding; phosphatidylinositol-3-phosphate binding. The record is from RefSeq and is a predicted model, not a curated record.